AUGGAAUCAACCAAUCAAUUAGAGGAGAUAAAGCAGAAAGGCAAAACUUUGAAAUUCGAAGAUGAUGACAAUGAUGAUGCUGAGUUUUUCUACAAUAAAGAAUUCGAUUUCACGAAUGACUUACCUGCAGUUCUCGAGAGAGGAGUUGAUUAUAGAUAAAAUUAGAGAUAAAAUCCUGAGAGACAGGAAUGCAUUUUUGAAAAGGAGCCAGAAGGAGCUAGUGAAUCAGACUAUGUAGUAAAUUUUUCACUUAGUCUCCUUGAGGCAUGUUCUCUCAACGAAAAAGUACCGAAUAUCAUAAGUCGCAUUCUUCUGAAUAACCUCUACAUUCAAAUGCAAGAGAAAGAGAUUGAGAUGACUGAAAGACAUCAGCAGAUUGCUCUUGAUAAACUAGCCAGUGUCAGAGCUGAGUUACUUUCAGAUUAUGUCACUAAAUUUAAGUUGACAAACCAUGUAGACUAGAAUUUCUUCGAGAAUCUAGCAAGAUAGUAUGUAGCUCAAAACAAGUUUCACGAGGCAGCAUUGCUCAUCUACAAAUUUAAGUUUCACAAUUUAUUCGAUCUUAAAGUCAUUUUGGACAAGCUAAUAGACUCAAACAGAAUGCCAGCUGCCAAGCAACUAUGCGAGGAUAGUGAGGAGUUGAAACUUUAUCUUAUCAAAGCAUUAAGCACUAAUGAUAACUGCAAAAUAGCAGCUCAGAUGAUUAAAGAGUUCAGAUUUGAUAUAAAUAACUUCCCAGAAGUCAAAGAAAGACUUAUGAAAAAUAGCAUGAGGUACUAUUUAGGAAGAUUUUUAUAUAAGAAACCAGGUUCUGACGACUAUUUAAGUCUAGAUAGAAUCGAGGACAUGUUCCUUGGUUUCAAACCUAUGCUCGCCUAUCUAGUUGAGGAUUUGGUUUUUAAAGGCAAAAUGAAUGAAGCUAAGGGUGUAGUUUUGAGAAAUUAUUUAGAUGAUACACUAAGAUAAGAUGUUAGAGAGCAGCUUAAUGAUGUUAUAUACAAUCCUAAUUUGGACCCUGUUCCUUAUGAUGUAUUCGGUCCACUUUCAGUUGGAGAAUACUUGAGACUUCCUCCCCAUGUUACCGUUGAAUUCAUUACAACUAAUGAUGAUAUAAAAAAACUAGAUUAACUUUUUGAUGAGCCAUUUAUUGGAGUUGACUCAGAAUGGAGACCAGAACUUACUAAGUUCCAUAAAACUUGUCCAUCUCUUUUCUAGAUCAGUGGUUCAAAAGUAUCCUAUUUGUUGGAUUUUGUGUCGUUAAAAGACGACAAGGACCUUGACAAUAAAUUGUCUGAUAUUUUCUCGCACAAGAAUGUGACAAUUGUAGGAUUCGCUUUCAAUUCAGAUGUUGAACAGUUUGCAAGAAAAUUCCCUAACUUAAAAUUCUACAGAUAUAUCCACAAUUUCAUCGAUGCUCAAAAUUACUUCAGUCUUGUAACUAAAUCUCCACCUAUGACAGGAUUAGCUAAAGUUUGCGAGAAAACAUUUGGAAAGCCAAUUUGUAAAAAAGAACAAAUGUCAAAUUGGGAGAGAAGACCUCUAAGACUAUCUCAAUAGCAUUACGGUGCACUUGAUGCCUAUAUAUUGGUAGAUCUUAUAUAAAACUUAGCCAAGUAAGGUGAGGAGUGUAACUGUCAUCUUGAAAAACAUGUAAGAGUGCUUGACAAUAGACAUUACAGACCAGUUGCAAAAGAUGAUGACGAUGAAGAGGGCAAUGGAUUCUUGGAUUCAAGACCUCCUGCUAUCUUCAAUCCAUAAGAGAGACAGAGAAAUUUCGGCGGUGGUGAUAAAAAGAAAGAAAAAGACUUUAUCCCAAGUAAAGGUCUUACUCCUGAGAUGAAGUCCUUUGGAUUCAUUGUUGACAAGACUUUAUUCAAAGUUGGAAAGAUGCUUCAAGAGAGAAAAGUUGAUUGCAAAAUUCCAGAAAAAGGGCUUGAAAGUGAAUAAAUAUGUGCCUUAGCCAUAAAAGAAAAGAGAGUGUUUGUAACUACAAACCUAAGAUUAUUCAAUAAAAAGCUUAAUGUUCCUAGUUGCUGUGUUGCUUUCAAGACUAGUCCAUUCAGUACAUUAUUUUUUAUUUUAAUCCAAUUAUAGACUAAUUCUCUGCAAUCCAAAAGUUUUUCUAAUUAUGAAUAGAAAAUAUUAAUCAGUUUAGCAGCAUUCAUAGAGUAAAGGUGGCAAAAAAAGUAAUUUAAUUAAUUUCCAAGAUGCGAUGAAAUCAUAUACAUAUAUUGA
This is a messenger RNA of Stylonychia lemnae, 2235 nucleotides long. NCBI's taxonomy places the organism in Eukaryota, Ciliophora, Spirotrichea, Sporadotrichida, Oxytrichidae. The record is from the annotation of a GenBank genome assembly.